This is a messenger RNA of Fasciola hepatica (liver fluke), 9411 nucleotides long. Lineage: Eukaryota; Metazoa; Platyhelminthes; Trematoda; Plagiorchiida; Fasciolidae. The record is from the annotation of a GenBank genome assembly.
AUGGCUUCAUUUGAUUUCCAAUCACUGUUUACGAAUGUUCCCGGUCGGGAGGUCAUACGUAUCAUGUGUGAUCAUGUGGAGCAAAACGAACUGAAAAUCGGUAUACCAGUAUCAGUUCUGGUACGACAAUUACUACUGUGCACAACAAACGUAUCGUUCUCCUUCCUUGGUUGGGCUUACAGACAAAUUGACGGUGUCGCAAUCCGAACUCCAUUGAGCCCCAUUCUGGCACAUAUGUUUUUGGCUCAUCUUGAGGAAAAGGCGAGCAAAAUCCUCGAACGUUCACAACUUUACAAACGAUACGUUGAUCAUGUUCUAGUCAUCACAAUAAGUCUAGAAGAGACAACAUGGAUUAUGGAUAAACUCGAUCGCCUGCAUCCGAAUAUACGAUUUACGAUGGAAACAGAAAUCGAAGAUACACUGCACUUCCUCGACAUUAAAAUCACUAGGAAUAAUGAUGGAACAAUGGCCAGAUCUGUUUACCGAAAAGAAACUUGGACAGGCCAAUGCUUGCAAUUUGACAGCUUUGUGUCUGUGGAAUAUGAACGUGGUCUGGUCCGAACACUAUUUCAAACAGCACGACAUAUAUGCACAGAAGACAUGAUUGACAACGAACUACGACAGCUGAAAGAAUCUUUGACUAGAAACGCUUAUCCCGAUGCGUUUAUCGAAAAGCACAGCAAGCCUAAAUUGAUCAGACAAACGAAUUGUUCAGCAGAAAAACUACUAGUCACCAUUUGUCUUCCAUUCAUACGUGAUGACAUCAAUUGCUUGCUCAAACGACCACUUGGAUCAGCGCUUGCCCAAAACAAAUAUUAUGCACCUGACCUCAGAAUUAUUCAUCGAACGAUUGAGAUCCCCACACCCUCGGUGAAACAACGUCCACCUCUGUACACCAAAUCGAAUCUGAUUUACCAAUUUCAGUGUAGUUGCGGAGCAACCUACGUGGGUCGAACAGAGCGCCAGUUACGUAACCGAGUGAUUGAAUAUAUUCCAAAUUGGGUACAACGUUUUGUGAUGCAAUCAGGGUCAGAUCAAAGGCAUAAUGACAACGUUCGAAACCAUAAGAUCCCGUCGUCGGCUGUCGGCCGUCGGCCGUCGGCCGUCGCUCGUCCUCUUCUGAUGACGCAACAUCCAGCUGACCGAACCACUGCGUUUCGGGUCAUUUACGUGGCAAAGAAUACCAGGCUUUUGAGACAAAUUGACGGUGUCGCAAUCCGAACUCCAUUGAGCCCCAUUCUGGCACAUAUGUUUUUGGCUCAUCUUGAGGAAAAGGCGAGCAAAAUCCUCGAACGUUCACAACUUUACAAACGAUACGUUGAUCAUGUUCUAGUCAUCACAAUAAGUCUAAAAGAGACAACAUGGAUUAUGGAUAAACUCGAUCGCCUGCAUCCGAAUAUACGAUUUACGAUGGAAACAGAAAUCGAAGAUACACUGCACUUCCUCGACAUUAAAAUCACUAGGAAUAAUGAUGGAACAAUGGCCAGAUCUGUUUACCGAAAAGAAACUUGGACAGGCCAAUGCUUGCAAUUUGACAGCUUUGUGUCUGUGGAAUAUGAACGUGGUCUGGUCCGAACACUAUUUCAAACAGCACGACAUAUAUGCACAGAUGACAUGAUUGACAACGAACUACGACAGCUGAAAGAAUCUUUGACUAGAAACGCUUAUCCCGAUGCGUUUAUCGAAAAGCACAGCAAGCCUAAAUUGAUCAGACAAACGAAUUGUUCAGCAGAAAAACUACUAGUCACCAUUUGUCUUCCAUUCAUACGUGAUGACAUCAAUUGCUUGCUCAAACGACCACUUGGAUCAGCGCUUGCCCAAAACAAAUAUUAUGCACCUGACCUCAGAAUUAUUCAUCGAACGAUUGAGAUCCCCACACCCUCGGUGAAACAACGUCCACCUCUGUACACCAAAUCGAAUCUGAUUUACCAAUUUCAGUGUAGUUGCGGAGCAACGUACGUGGGUCGAACAGAGCGCCAGUUACGUAACCGAGUGAUUGAAUAUAUUCCAAAUUGGGUACAACGUUUUGUGAUGCAAUCAGGGUCAGCUCAAAGGCAUAAUGACAACGUUCGAAACCAUAAGAUCCCGUCGUCGGCUGUCGGCCGUCGGCCGUCGGCCGUCGCUCGUCAUCUUCUGAUGACGCAACAUCCAGCUGACCGAAGCACUGCGUUUCGGGUCAUUUACGUGGCAAAGAAUACCAGGCUUUUGAGCUUUGUGUCUGUGGAAUAUGAACGUGGUCUGGUCCGAACACUAUUUCAAACAGCACGACAUAUAUGCACAGAAGACAUGAUUGACAACAAACUACGACAGCUGAAAGAAUCUUUGACUAGAAACGCUUAUCCCGAUGCGUUUAUCGAAAAGCACAGCAAGCCUAAAUUGAUCAGACAAACGAAUUGUUCAGCAGAAAAACUACUAGUCACCAUUUGUCUUCCAUUCAUACGUGAUGACAUCAAUUGCUUGCUCAAACGACCACUUGGAUCAGCGCUUGCCCAAAACAAAUAUUAUGCACCUGACCUCAGAAUUAUUCAUCGAACGAUUGAGAUCCCCACACCCUCGGUGAAACAACGUCCACCAAUGUACACCAAAUCGAAUCUGAUUUACCAAUUUCAGUGUAGUUGCGAAGCAACCUACGUGGGUCGAACAGAGCGCCAGUUACGUAACCGAGUGAUUGAAUAUAUUCCAAAUUGGGUACAACGUUUUGUGAUGCAAUCAGGGUCAGAUCAAAGGCAUAAUGACAACGUUCGAAAACAUAAGAUCCCGUCGUCGGCUGUCGGCCGUCGGCCGUCGGCCGUCGCUCGUCCUCUUCUGAUGACGCAACAUCCAGCUGACCGAACCACUGCGUUUCGGGUCAUUUACGUGGCAAAGAAUACCAGGCUUUUGAGCUUUGUGUCUGUGGAAUAUGAACGUGGUCUGGUCCGAACACUAUUUCAAACAGCACGACAUAUAUGCACAGAAGACAUGAUUGACAACAAACUACGACAGCUGAAAGAAUCUUUGACUAGAAACGCUUAUCCCGAUGCGUUUAUCGAAAAGCACAGCAAGCCUAAAUUGAUCAGACAAACGAAUUGUUCAGCAGAAAAACUACUAGUCACCAUUUGUCUUCCAUUCAUACGUGAUGACAUCAAUUGCUUGCUCAAACGACCACUUGGAUCAGCGCUUGCCCAAAACAAAUAUUAUGCACCUGACCUCAGAAUUAUUCAUCGAACGAUUGAGAUCCCCACACCCUCGGUGAAACAACGUCCACCAAUGUACACCAAAUCGAAUCUGAUUUACCAAUUUCAGUGUAGUUGCGAAGCAACCUACGUGGGUCGAACAGAGCGCCAGUUACGUAACCGAGUGAUUGAAUAUAUUCCAAAUUGGGUACAACGUUUUGUGAUGCAAUCAGGGUCAGAUCAAAGGCAUAAUGACAACGUUCGAAAACAUAAGAUCCCGUCGUCGGCUGUCGGCCGUCGGCCGUCGGCCGUCGCUCGUCCUCUUCUGAUGACGCAACAUCCAGCUGACCGAAGCACUGCGUUUCGGGUCAUUUACGUGGCAAAGAAUACCAGGCUUUUGAGACAAAUUGACGGUGUCGCAAUCCGAACUCCAUUGAGCCCCAUUCUGGCACAUAUGUUUUUGGCUCAUCUUGAGGAAAAGGCGAGCAAAAUCCUCGAACGUUCACAACUUUACAAACGAUACGUUGAUCAUGUUCUAGUCAUCACAAUAAGUCUAGAAGAGACAACAUGGAUUAUGGAUAAACUCGAUCGUCUGCAUCCGAAUAUACGAUUUACGAUGGAAACAGAAAUCGAAGAUACACUGCACUUCCUCGACAUUAAAAUCACUAGGAAUAAUGAUGGAACAAUGGCCAGAUCUGUUUACCGAAAGGAAACCUGGACAGGCCGAUGCUUGCAAUUUGACAGCUUUGUGUCUGUGGAAUAUGAACGUGGUCUGGUCCGAACACUAUUUCAAACAGCACGACAUAUAUGCACAGAAGACAUGAUUGACAACGAACUACGACAGCUGAAAGAAUCUUUGACUAGAAACGCUUAUCCCGAUGCGUUUAUCGAAAAGCACAGCAAGCCUAAAUUGAUCAGACAAACGAAUUGUUCAGCAGAAAAACUACUAGUCACCAUUUGUCUUCCAUUCAUACGUGAUGACAUCAAUUGCUUGCUCAAACGACCACUUGGAUCAGCGCUUGCCAAAAACAAAUAUUAUGCACCUGACCUCAGAAUUAUUCAUCGAACGAUUGAGAUCCCCACACCCUCGGUGAAACAACGUCCACCAAUGUACACCAAAUCGAAUCUGAUUUACCAAUUUCAGUGUAGUUGCGAAGCAACCUACGUGGGUCGAACAGAGCGCCAGUUACGUAACCGAGUGAUUGAAUAUAUUCCAAAUUGGGUACAACGUUUUGUGAUGCAAUCAGGGUCAGAUCAAAGGCAUAAUGACAACGUUCGAAAACAUAAGAUCCCGUCGUCGGCUGUCGGCCGUCGGCCAUCGGCCGUCGCUCGUCAUCUUCUGAUGACGCAACAUCCAGCUGACCGAACCACUGCGUUUCGGGUCAUUUACGUGGCAAAGAAUACCAGGCUUUUGAGACAAAUUGACGGUGUCGCAAUCCGAACUCCAUUGAGCCCCAUUCUGGCACAUAUGUUUUUGGCUCAUCUUGAGGAAAAGGCGAGCAAAAUCCUCGAACGUUCACAACUUUAUAAACGAUACCUUGAUCAUGUUCUAGUCAUCACAAUAAGUCUAGAAGAGACAACAUGGAUUAUGGAUAAACUCGAUCGUCUGCAUCCGAAUAUACGAUUUACGAUGGAAACAGAAAUCGAAGAUACACUGCACUUCCUCGACAUUAAAAUGACUAGGAAUAAUGAUGGAACAAUGGCCAGAUCUGUUUACCGAAAAGAAACCUGGACAGGCCAAUGCUUGCAAUUUGACAGCUUUGUGUCUGUGGAAUAUGAACGUGGUCUGGUCCGAACACUAUUUCAAACAGCACGACAUAUCUGCACAGAAGACAUGAUUGACAACGAACUACGACAGCUGAAAGAAUCUUUGACUAGAAACGCUUAUCCCGAUGCGUUUAUCGAAAAGCACAGCAAGCCUAAAUUGAUCAGACAAACGAAUUGUUCAGCAGAAAAACUACUAGUCACCCUUUGUCUUCCAUUCAUACGUGAUGACAUCAAUUGCUUGCUCAAACGACCACUUGGAUCAGCGCUUGCCCAAAACAAAUAUUAUGCACCUGACCUCAGAAUUAUUCAUCGAACGAUUGAGAUCCCCACACCCUCGGUGAAACAACGUCCACCUCUGUACACCAAAUCGAAUCUGAUUUACCAAUUUCAGUGUAGUUGCGGAGCAACGUACGUGGGUCGAACAGAGCGCCAGUUACGUAACCGAGUGAUUGAAUAUAUUCCAAAUUGGGUACAACGUUUUGUGAUGCAAUCAGGGUCAGAUCAAAGGCAUAAUGGCAACGUUCGAAAACAUAAGAUCCCGUCGUCGGCUGUCGGCCGUCGGCCGUCGGCCGUCGCUCGUCAUCUUCUGAUGACGCAACAUCCAGCUGACCGAACCACUGCGUUUCGGGUCAUUUACGUGGAAAAGAAUACCAGGCUUUUGAGACAAAUUGACGGUGUCGCAAUCCGAACUCCAUUGAGCCCCAUUCUGGCACAUAUGUUUUUGGCUCAUCUUGAGGAAAAGGCGAGCAAAAUCCUCGAACGUUCACAACUUUACAAACGAUACGUUGAUCAUGUUCUAGUCAUCUUAAUAAGUCUAGAAGAGACAACAUGGAUUAUGGAUAAACUCGAUCGCCUGCAUCCGAAUAUACGAUUUACGAUGGAAACAGAAAUCGAAGAUACACUGCACUUCCUCGACAUUAAAAUCACUAGGAAUAAUGAUGGAACAAUGGCCAGAUCUGUUUACCGAAAAGAAACUUGGACAGGCCAAUGCUUGCAAUUUGACAGCUUUGUGUCUGUGGAAUAUGAACGUGGUCUGGUCCGAACACUAUUUCAAACAGCACGACAUAUAUGCACAGAAGACAUGAUUGACAACGAACUACGACAGCUGAAAGAAUCUUUGACUAGAAACGCUUAUCCCGAUGCGUUUAUCGAAAAGCACAGCAAGCCUAAAUUGAUCAGACAAACGAAUUGUUCAGCAGAAAAACUACUAGUCACCCUUUGUCUUCCAUUCAUACGUGAUGACAUCAAUUGCUUGCUCAAACGACCACUUGGAUCAGCGCUUGCCCAAAACAAAUAUUAUGCACCUGACCUCAGAAUUAUUCAUCGAACGAUUGAGAUCCCCACACCCUCGGUGAAACAACGUCCACCAAUGUACACCAAAUCGAAUCUGAUUUACCAAUUUCAGUGUAGUUGCGGAGCAACGUACGUGGGUCGAACAGAGCGCCAGUUACGUAACCGAGUGAUUGAAUAUAUUCCAAAUUGGGUACAACGUUUUGUGAUGCAAUCAGGGUCAGAUCAAAGGCAUAAUGACAACGUUCGAAACCAUAAGAUCCCGUCGUCGGCUGUCGGCCGUCGGCCGUCGGCCGUCGCUCGUCCUCUUCUGAUGACGCAACAUCCAGCUGACCGAAGCACUGCGUUUCGGGUCAUUUACGUGGCAAAGAAUACCAGGCUUUUGAGACAAAUUGACGGUGUCGCAAUCCGAACUCCAUUGAGCCCCAUUCUGGCACAUAUGUUUUUGGCUCAUCUUGAGGAAAAGGCGAGCAAAAUCCUCGAACGUUCACAACUUUACAAACGAUACGUUGAUCAUGUUCUAGUCAUCACAAUAAGUCUAGAAGAGACAACAUGGAUUAUGGAUAAACUCGAUCGCCUGCAUCCGAAUAUACGAUUUACGAUGGAAACAGAAAUCGAAGAUACACUGCACUUCCUCGACAUUAAAAUGACUAGGAAGAAUGAUGGAACAAUGGCCAGAUCUGUUUACCGAAAAGAAACUUGGACAGGCCAAUGCUUGCAAUUUGACAGCUUUGUGUCUGUGGAAUAUGAACGUGGUCUGGUCCGAACACUAUUUCAAACAGCACGACAUAUCUGCACAGAAGACAUGAUUGACAACGAACUACGACAGCUGAAAGAAUCUUUGACUAGAAACGCUUAUCCCGAUGCGUUUAUCGAAAAGCACAGCAAGCCUAAAUUGAUCAGACAAACGGAUUGUUCAGCAGAAAAACUACUAGUCACCAUUUGUCUUCCAUUCAUACGUGAUGACAUCAAUUGCUUGCUCAAACGACCACUUGGAUCAGCGCUUGCCCAAAACAAAUAUUAUGCACCUGACCUCAGAAUUAUUCAUCGAACGAUUGAGAUCCCCACACCCUCGGUGAAACAACGUCCACCAAUGUACACCAAAUCGAAUCUGAUUUACCAAUUUCAGUGUAGUUGCGGAGCAACGUACGUGGGUCGAACAGAGCGCCAGUUACGUAACCGAGUGAUUGAAUAUAUUCCAAAUUGGGUACAACGUUUUGUGAUGCAAUCAGGGUCAGAUCAAAGGCAUAAUGACAACGUUCGAAACCAUAAGAUCCCGUCAUCGGCUGUCGGCCGUCGGCCGUCGGCCGUCGCUCGUCAUCUUCUGAUGACGCAACAUCCAGCUGACCGAACCACUGCGUUUCGGGUCAUUUACGUGGCAAAGAAUACCAGGCUUUUGAGACAAAUUGACGGUGUCGCAAUCCGAACUCCAUUGAGCCCCAUUCUGGCACAUAUGUUUUUGGCUCAUCUUGAGGAAAAGGCGAGCAAAAUCCUCGAACGUUCACAACUUUACAAACGAUACGUUGAUCAUGUUCUAGUCAUCACAAUAAGUCUAGAAGAGACAACAUGGAUUAUGGAUAAACUCGAUCGCCUGCAUCCGAAUAUACGAUUUACGAUGGAAACAGAAAUCGAAGAUACACUGCACUUCCUCGACAUUAAAAUGACUAGGAAUAAUGAUGGAACAAUGGCCAGAUCUGUUUACCGAAAAGAAACUUGGACAGGCCAAUGCUUGCAAUUUGACAGCUUUGUGUCUGUGGAAUAUGAACGUGGUCUGGUCCGAACACUAUUUCAAACAGCACGACAUAUCUGCACAGAAGACAUGAUUGACAACGAACUACGACAGCUGAAAGAAUCUUUGACUAGAAACGCUUAUCCCGAUGCGUUUAUCGAAAAGCACAGCAAGCCUAAAUUGAUCAGACAAACGAAUUGUUCAGCAGAAAAACUACUAGUCACCCUUUGUCUUCCAUUCAUACGUGAUGACAUCAAUUGCUUGCUCAAACGACCACUUGGAUCAGCGCUUGCCAAAAACAAAUAUUAUGCACCUGACCUCAGAAUUAUUCAUCGAACGAUUGAGAUCCCCACACCCUCGGUGAAACAACGUCCACCUCUGUACACCAAAUCGAAUCUGAUUUACCAAUUUCAGUGUAGUUGCGGAGCAACCUACUUGGGUCGAACAGAGCGCCAGUUACGUAACCGAGUGAUUGAAUAUAUUCCAAAUUGGGUACAACGUUUUGUGAUGCAAUCAGGGUCAGAUCAAAGGCAUAAUGACAACGUUCGAAACCAUAAGAUCCCGUCGUCGGCUGUCGGCCGUCGGCCGUCGGCCGUCGCUCGUCAUCUUCUGAUGACGCAACAUCCAGCUGACCGAACCACUGCGUUUCGGGUCAUUUACGUGGCAAAGAAUACCAGGCUUUUGAGACAAAUUGACGGUGUCGCAAUCCGAACUCCAUUGAGCCCCAUUCUGGCACAUAUGUUUUUGGCUCAUCUUGAGGAAAAGGCGAGCAAAAUCCUCGAACGUUCACAACUUUACAAACGAUACGUUGAUCAUGUUCUAGUCAUCACAAUAAGUCUAGAAGAGACAACAUGGAUUAUGGAUAAACUCGAUCGCCUGCAUCCGAAUAUACGAUUUACGAUGGAAACAGAAAUCGAAGAUACACUGCACUUCCUCGACAUUAAAAUCACUAGGAAUAAUGAUGGAACAAUGGCCAGAUCUGUUUACCGAAAAGAAACUUGGACAGGCCAAUGCUUGCAAUUUGACAGCUUUGUGUCUGUGGAAUAUGAACGUGGUCUGGUCCGAACACUAUUUCAAACAGCACGACAUAUAUGCACAGAUGACAUGAUUGACAACGAACUACGACAGCUGAAAGAAUCUUUUACUAGAAACGCUUAUCCCGAUGCGUUUAUCGAAAAGCACAGCAAGCCUAAAUUGAUCAGACAAACGAAUUGUUCAGCAGAAAAACUACUAGUCACCAUUUGUCUUCCAUUCAUACGUGAUGACAUCAAUUGCUUGCUCAAACGACCACUUGGAUCAGCGCUUGCCCAAAACAAAUAUUAUGCACCUGACCUCAGAAUUAUUCAUCGAACGAUUGAGAUCCCCACACCCUCGGUGAAACAACGUCCACCUCUGUACACCAAAUCGAAUCUGAUUUACCAAUUUCAGUGUAGUUGCGGAGCAACGUACGUGGGUCGAACAGAGCGCCAGUGA